AUGGCGGAAGCUGAGUACGAGGUGAUGGAGAAGAUCGGCCAUGGCUCCUUUGGAGUCAUCCGAAAGGUCAGGCGAAAGGUCGACGGCAUGGUUCUCUGUCGCAAAGAGAUCAGCUACCUCAAGAUGUCGCAAAAGGAGCGCGAACAGCUGCACGCCGAAUUCCACAUCCUGUCGUCGCUACACCAUCCUAAUAUCGUCGGCUAUUUCCACCGAGAACACCUCAAGCAGUCACAGGACCUCCACCUGUACAUGGAGUACUGCGGCAACGGCGAUCUUGGCCGAAUGAUCAGGAAUCUGACUCGCGACAAUAAAUAUGCAGAAGAGCAUUUCGUCUGGGAGGUCUUUUCGCAGCUGGUCACGGCGCUGUACAGGUGUCAUUACGGAAAAGCCCCUCCAGAGGUGGGACAGAACGUACUGGGAACAGGCGUUCCGCCCAAGUCGAAGCCCACCCCAGGCAGUAUGACGAUUCUGCAUCGUGACUUGAAGCCCGAGAACGUCUUUCUCGGGGAAAACAACUCCGUCAAGCUCGGCGACUUUGGCUUGUCCAAGAUGAUCCAAUCCCACGACUUUGCCUCAACAUACGUUGGCACUCCAUUCUACAUGUCGCCUGAGAUAUGCGCCGCAGAACGCUAUACACUGAAGUCCGACAUCUGGUCAUUAGGCUGUGUCAUGUAUGAGUUGUGUGCGCGAGAACCUCCAUUCAACGCCAAGUCGCAUUUCCAGCUCGUACAGAAGAUCAAGGAGGGAAGGGUUGCAACAUUGCCCAGGGUAUACUCGUCAGAACUGAUGGUUGUCAUUCGGGACUGCCUGAAGGUCAACCCAGACUCAAGACCCGACACCGCAACAUUACUGAAUCUCCCAGUUGUGCGACUGAUGCGCAUGCAGCGCGAGGCUGUAGACCUGAAGUCCCAGCUAGAUGCCAAACUGGGUGCUCUUGACAGGAAGCUGAGAGAGGCGGACAAGAAGCUGGCUAGCAUCGACGCCGACAAAGCAUACGCGCGACAAGAGAUUGAAUCCUCGUUGCGGAGAGAGUGGGAAGUCAAAGCACGGCUCGAGAUCGAUCGCCUCGUAAAUGACGAGAUAGAAUCUCUGCAAAAGCGGUUCGAGGGAGAAGUACAAGCGCGGGUACAGGAGGAACUGCAGAAGAAGUCAGUCACUUUCGGCGAUGUCGAGACUCAGGAGUUCACAUCCUCAGCCAAGUCGGAAUACCCACAGUCUGUUGCUGGCGCAGACACAGACGGCGAAUUCCCAUCUACUACGGAUAUCACCGAGUUCUCGGUUGAUUCGCCUGAGGAGGCCCCCCUCAAGAAGAGCUCACGCGCGCCCUUUGGCCGGGCGCAGACCAUGUUCGAGCGCAAUUUCGGAACGCCAAUGGACGUUGACAUGGCUUCACCAUUACCAAUAGCACCAAUAGCCAUUGCUUCUCUGUCCCUAUCGCCCAGACGCAACAAUGCUACGAAGGCGCCUUUAGCCAACGCGCCCACUAUCUUCGAUGAGGUGGAAGAGGACGCGCGAUGGAAAACGACUCGAGACAUGGACCCGGUGCUGUCAGAAUCUGACGAAGACGACGAUGACACGCCCGUCAUACCGUCCCCGACCCGGCCGCCACGGUCGAACAAGAACCCCUUUGGUCCUCAGCGACCUGUCCUCACAUCUAUGAAGACGGCCCCAGUCAACCGGCUCAAGACGCAAGCAUCCUCCACGGGCACCAACAAGCCGAUGCCGCCCCUGCCUUCGGCAACGCACUCAGUCCCGGACCUAUCCCUGCGUCCCCAGCCCAGCAACGGCGCCCUCCGCGAGCGCAGCAACUCGCCCAACCGGCGGAUGAGCAAGAUCCCCUCGGCCGCCAACUUGCUCCCCCUGCCGAGCAGCGGCGAGAACAACGGCCUGCAGCGCAAGCCCUCGCUGACCAAGAAGGACCCGGAGUCGACGCUCGCCAAGGUGGCGGUCAAGAACAACGUGCGCGGCCGCACGCUCGUCGAGCUGCAGCAGGCGCGCGCCGGCGGCCGGCCCGUGUCGGUGGUCGAGAACGGCAACGGCGCGAAUUUUAGUCCCAGGCGCGGCGCCUCGUUCAAGGACCGCUGCUUCGUGGGGGAGCCCGCCGUGUGGGACCCCGAGAGGGACGAGAUGCCCAGCCCGUUUCUUGUGAGGCGGAAGCCGGUGCUUGUUUCUCGCACUAUGUAG
This is a messenger RNA of Anthostomella pinea, 2184 nucleotides long. The record is from the annotation of a GenBank genome assembly. NCBI's taxonomy places the organism in Eukaryota, Fungi, Ascomycota, Sordariomycetes, Xylariales, Xylariaceae.